This is a messenger RNA of Cucurbita maxima (winter squash), 1706 nucleotides long. RefSeq names its product membrane protein of ER body-like protein. Bases 123 to 1586 code for a protein of 487 amino acids. The record is from RefSeq and is a predicted model, not a curated record. The transcript has 6 exons. NCBI's taxonomy places the organism in Eukaryota, Viridiplantae, Streptophyta, Magnoliopsida, Cucurbitales, Cucurbitaceae.
CCUUCACAUUCUAAAACGCCAAUAAAACGCCCACCUUCCACCAUGUUUUUCCCCCAACAUGCAUUCACCUUCCGACCAAUAUUCUCCGGCAAGCUACCGUAGCAUAGGCACCUUGCGUUGUAAUGGAAGCCGUCAUAGAUCAACUGGCGGCGGUGGAAGCGGUGGAAGCAGCUGCCGAUGAUCGGAAGUCACGUAAGAAGCAGCUGAGUAGAACUUCUUCUUCCGACAGCGAUGAAAUGUAUUCCGGCGGAUCUCCUAAAGAAAUUUUGAAAUUAGGUGGCAAAGCGAUUGCUCCAACUGGGGAAGCGGCUGAUAUCAUUUUCAUCCCUCAUGUGAUCGACAAGACACUUAUUUUAAAUCGUGGCAAUAAUAAUUCAACUCCGCCGCCGUAUGAUGUCUCCGACAUCGGUGGUGGUGGUGGCGGCGCUGUCGGCGAUGGAUAUCCAAAACCCAUUGAAGGUGAACAAGAAUUAGACUUGCAAACUCUUUACAAGUUACCUGAUUCCCACAACUUCUACUGCCCCACUUGCAAAUGUUGUAUUACUAAGGUGAUCAUUCGCCGUGACCCUCCAUCGCCGCGGUCGGAUGUUACACCAACGGAGAUACGGCCGCGGAGUCCCGGACCAGAUGCUGGAAGAACUGAUGUUCGUGACGACGUGUUCAAUCCCGAAGGAGACCAUGGUGGAAGGAUCGAUGUCUUAUGCAGCAAUUGCUUUAGUUUCCUUGCUCCCAUUGGUAAAUGGAUGUCUUCUCUAUUUCGUCGGGAGAAGCCACAAUUUCCGGCUGAAAAAGCACCCCCAGGAACUGAUACUACAAGUGGUGCUGGUCCAUCUACAACUCCCGGUGAACCAGACAUCAAAGAUGAAGGUCCUCCCUCAUUCGUCAUCCCGAUUCCUCCCGGUGAUGGCGGUGAAAGGUUAGGCCAAACAGUGAGCGGAGGCAGAAGUUUGGAGAUAAUGAAGAGUAUCGUGUAUGGAGGUUUAACCGAAGCGAUCACAAGUUUGGGCAUAGUAACCUCUGCAGCAAGUGCGAGUACUCCAACGGAGAACAUCGUAGCUUUGGCAUUGGCCAACUUAAUUACGGGACUUAUCGUCAUCACAAACAAUAUCUCUGGGCUGAAGUCAAACAAACUCAAGAAAGAACCGAACGAAAGAGGUGAAGCAAAAGUAGAUUCAUACGAAGAAGCCUUAGGAGACAGACAACAUUAUCUUCUUCACUUCACAAUCGCCAUGCUAUCAUUCUUAAUCUUCGGGCUUCUGCCUCCUCUCGUCUACGGCUUCUCGUUCCGUAACACCGACGACGGUGAUCUCAAGCUCGCGGCGGUGGCAGCCAGCUCCCUUCUAUGCAUUGCUCUACUUGCGAUCGCAAAAGCUUAUGCUCAGAGGGCACGAAAUUGGCAAGCCUAUGCCAAAACCCUAGUUUAUUACAUUACUCUAGGGUUUGGGGCCUCAGGUCUGUCCUACUUAGCCGGCAAGGAGUUUGAUAAGCUUCUUGAGCAAUUUGGCUGGUUUAAGGGUGACCCAUUGCCUCCUACUUUGUCGCUCCCUAAUAUGGACUUUGCAACUCCUACAUGGGGAUCCAUAUGAACCAUAUAUGCUUCCAAAUGUUUCAAGGUGUUUUCAUUGUUUGUUGUGGGAAGAUUUUUCAAAUGAUUAGGAAUGAUUAUCUGUUUCAAGUUUCGUUCUAUAAUUUGAUGGUUCGAGUUU